Molecule: messenger RNA, 6056 nt
Organism: Anopheles aquasalis
Lineage: Eukaryota; Metazoa; Arthropoda; Insecta; Diptera; Culicidae
Gene: jdp
Product: DnaJ domain-containing protein
Cellular component (GO): cytoplasm
Source: RefSeq, a predicted model, not a curated record
GCGGCAACGAAGGCGAACGAAGGCGAACGUUCAUGCGUACCCCGCCGCGUUGAGUACCCAGCCGCGUUGACAGUUUGCGUUACCGUCUGCUGGGCUCCGCGUUUUGUGCUGCGUCGCUUGUCAAACGCGAGUUCCAGGAACGACAUCGGUCGUUUGACGCACCCCCUGCGCGUCUCGAAUAGCGCGUUGAGCCUCGCUGCUGUCAACUCUUUGAUUGUUUGCUGGGAUGUUUUCUAUUGUUCGAGCUGACCAGGGAUGGGUUAACCCCUCGUGGGGGGGUGGGGGGGGGGGGGGAUACCGAUCGAAAGCCAUCAGAAAACAGCUGGCUAUAGCUGGCUCCGCGUAUGAAUCGGUGUUCGCAUAUUGUGUGAAUGAACCUCCAGCAUCCCUUAUAAUAGGCCCAGUGAACACUGAGUGCCAACUGUCAGUGGUCGCUAGCUGUGUGCGUGCGUACGUGUGCGUUGGGCACAUCUCUAUGAAACCAGCAACAACAACAACAGCGCGUUAUGCUUUAUGAUGACAGAAGGCGACCCGUAUUUGCGAUUGUCCAUGUCCGUGUCCCGUGAGCGCUGGAUGCUGGAGUCGUGGAACAUCACGGUACGUGAUUUAUCACCACCACUAGCACGAUUCAAAACAUUGUUUUUGAUUGUAGUUUGUUUCUUGUUUUGUUUUUUUCUUCUUCUUCUUCUUCUGCUCUGUCUCUCCUGUCAAUUCCCCUUGCUGGGCACGGAAUCGAAUUACGCUGCACGCCUGCGCGGACCUUGACAGCGAGAGUUGAAAGGGGGUUUUGUUUUUGCAUCCAGCAGCCAGCUGACAUCAGGCGUGUGAAGCACCCGUGAAACGUGACCGUGACACAGCCAGCAAUCCAUCCAACCCCGAGUAGAAGAAGCUUCCGCUUGCGCUACACGAAACCGAAUAGCUGUCGCAGCGUGUGACCAGCGCAGCAGCAAAUACAAUUCAACAAUCAACCGUGAAACCCGCUCCACGAGCAAACCGGAACAACAACAACAAACCAGCACCGUUCGUUUGCUGCGAAAUCUCCAGGAAGGGCGCAUCCCACUGGCAUUAACAUGAGCGGCGGCGUGGAGGACAUACUGAGCUACAAGCGCGACGCGAAGGAAGACUUUUACGCGAUGCUCAACUGCAGCGAAACCUCGACGGUCGACCAGAUUCAGGCGGAAUUCAAAAUCCUGGCGCUACAGUACCAUCCGGACAAGAACGAUGGUGACAAGGAAUCGGAAGCCAAGUUCCAGCAGCUGAAGGAAGCGAAGGAAAUCCUGUGUGACCCGGAGAAGCGGGCCAGCUACGAUAAGUGGCGCAACAGUGGCAUCCAGAUCAGCUACAAGAACUGGGUCGGCAUGAAGGAGCACGUCCAGCAGAGUAUGCACUGGGCGAUCCCGAAGACCAAGGACCGGAUGCUACCGGACGGUGCUGGUGGCGCGUCCGGAACUGGCGCGGGGGCCACGGCCACGGCCGGCGCCGCCGCUGCCGGUUCGGCGUCCGGGCUGAGCGCCGCCCAACCGAACCCGGCCCAUCGGCGCGCCUCGGAGGGCGGUGCCGCGCUCUACUACGGUGGCCGGAAGGGCGAGUGGGGCUCGGAGAACUCCAGCGAGGUCGUCAACAAGUUCCGCAACUAUGAGAUCUAAUCUGGCUCUGCUGGAAUGCUGGUGUAUUUCCGUGUUUUGUUAUUUCCGUUUUGUUUUUCUGUUGUUUUGAUACCUUUUUACUGCUAGUGCAUCGUCGCGAAGCGGCGGUUUGCAUCUCUCCUCCCGUUGGUGCUGUUUUUUUUUUCGAUUUCGAUUUCGAUGAUCGAUUAUCGAUUGUUUGCUCAAAACGCGUUCGGGCGUACCGCGUCGAACAUUGUUUCUUACCGAUCGUUAUAUAGUUUGUAUACAAUUUACAUUCACCAAUUACGCAAAUUACGGUAUCCUUCAUCAACUGAGGGGUUGAUGCCCACUCUCCAGCCCUUCUUUUGUUCGCUCGCUAGCCGGGACGGACCAUUUUGGGAUGUGUUUGAGGAAAAUUUGUUUGAGGUUAUAGUAGACGUUGGCCGACAGUCAAAAACCGAACAAAACUGAACGGUAUGAGCGCUAGCGAGUGGGAUAGGGAAAUGGGGUUGCCACACACCUCUACACUUAAAGAAACAAUCCCACGGAUGAGAGGUGGAAGGAUGAAAAGCGUACAAGCCCAUUUAGAGUGCUGGAAGGAAAAUUGAUCAAUGAAAAGAAAAAAAUUAAAAACAAAAAAGAAAAAAAACAGAAGAAGACGAAGACGAAGAAGAAGAAGAUGCAGAAAAGACGAAGAAAACAAAGUAAAUUAUGAUAAUCUUACCAAACAACCACUCCAUCCCCCCCCCCCCAAAAAAAAACACCCUUUACGUUAGCGUGGUGUGCCCUGCCCUGCGUGCGCGUGUCAGCCCACCGUUCGUACCCCGGAAACACACCUCACAAAACAAUCAACCAAAAACAAACAAACAAAAAACACACAUUCCUUAUCGGUGUAUUGUAAUUUUAAUGUUGUUGUAAGUUGUGUGCCGUGUGUGUGUGUGUAUGUUUGUCGGAUUCUAGUUGUUCUCUUCCUCCCCCCCCCCCCCCCCCCCCCCUCUAAGGGCCCACACAGGGUAUAUUACCGACAUGGUACCAAUCGUAAACGUCAUGGACUCGACAUUGCACCUUAAAUUAAAUCACCCUUUUUGCAAUGAUGCCAACAAUUAACAACAACAACAAAAACGAGAGAAACCUUUCAAUCCAAACAAUAACGCAAACAAAAAAAAACACACAGAACGCGCGAAAAUUGCCGAGGAAAAACGGAAAAGAAAGAAGAAGAAAAAAAAAGCCAUUCAUAAAACGAUGCCAAACGAUGACGAGAACGACGACUCGGGCGAAAGAGAACGGAAGCAGCAACAGCAAACAAGAGCGAACAUCGUGCUGGAGAACAUCUGCGCUGCAUGCGCGCUGCAAUCCAUCAAGUUCAAUGAUGUAAGACGACAGAAUAACAUACGACAAGAGUAAUGAUUUCCAUACGAAACGUGGCGCGGCCCAUAAAACCGCGGGCAAUACCACUCGGCCACUCGAACACAUACACACGGACGAGGGUGCACGCGCGCGCGCGCUCCUUCUCGCGGCGAUUGGGGAUGGGGUUUUUGGGAAGAAGGCGAUAGAAGGGAGCAACAGCGAGAGAGAGAGAGAGAUAGGAAUAGUGUGAGGGAUCCCUAUAGUGCUCGGAUGUGGGUUCGAUGCUCUCUAUUUUGUAGUGCAACAGCUGAAGCAGUUAUUGCCAGGCAUACUAGGCUGUGGUAGCUGCGGAAGCUGAUAGCAUAAAGAAGAAGAUAUUUUUGUUAAGAAUUAUAUACAUAUAUAGAUAUACAUAGAUACAUAUACAUUUCACAGUACGAUUCUCUGAUUAAUAGUAUGUACACACAUACAAACACACACAACAUGGUGACAUUAGAAACUCUGAAACCUGUUAGACGGGGGGCCAGUUGAAAAGCCCUCAAAACAAAACACUUUCUGCGCUCUCUGUGCAUAGCAAUUGUAACCACUUUUUGAAACUCAAGCUGUGUAGUGGAUAAUAUGCGAAUAUGUGAACCCUUCCCCGGUGCUGUGAGCGCACACACAUACACACGCACACAUGCGGGCGCAAAGAUCCUCCUGCAAACUCCCAGCUAAACACAAUCGAUCGACCGGUCACCGGUCUCUAGAGAGAGCGCGAGAGUGCGAGAGAGAGAGAGAGAGAGAGAGGGGGAUUGAGGGGGAGCACAUGGUAGAAACGCUGGCAGGUAAAACCGGACCCCGUCGUGUGUCCUUUUUGUUGCCCGAACUGCCCUUUAGUAGCACCGGCGAGGCGUGAUUGAAGAGCAUCCGUAGAACAGAAUAGAAUAGAUUGUCUUUCGCCCUCUCUCUCUCCCUCUUUCUCUCUCUCUUUUAAUGUGACCACUCCCAUACACUCCCACACUCUCUUGGCACAUACCGCACCACACCGGACAUCAAACCAACUGGAUUCAACUGGAAGGAAAGAGUGGAGGGAAUUUGGCUGCUGGCGGAAAAAUACAAAAUGGAAUGAAAUUCUCGAGCCGCUGGUUGGAACGAAGCCAAACGGGCUGGGUGGUGGGUGGGGGACCAAAUACGCCGGGAAAGUAGCAGCAAAGUUGGGAAAGAAAGUGAAGAAAGUCAGGCAGGGCUGGGAGGCAACUCAUCUUGAUCAUCUUCAUUCCAAGUUCUUCUGUUUUCUGGAGUGUGUAUUUUAAAGGCGUGCAAAAGCAGGAUGAGCACAAAGGGAGGGGUGAGGGAGGAGGGUAGAGAGAGAGAGAGAGAGAGAGAGAGAGAGAGAGAGAGGGAAGAGAGAAAAGAGGAAUGUUUUGUGCAAAGGAACAAUCAUCAACCCCUCGAGACUGAUUCCAUUUCCUUCCAUCAACACAACCAACUCGACUUAAGCUCGCACGGCAGCAAUCUUUAGCCACCCUUCGACAGAUCGUGGGGUGGUGCGAGGGGGAGGGGAAGGGGAAGGAAGCAGUGGUAUUGCUUGCUGUGUGCUCCUCUGUUGAUUGCCGAUUGUCGCCCUGAUGCCAUUGUCGAGCAAACCACAAUUUCAAUUGAGCGCACUUUAUCAGAAUCAACAAAGAGGGAGCGCGCGCGAGAGAGAGAGAGAGAGAGAGAGAGAGAGAAAAGAAGAAGAAGAGAGCGAGUGUUUAUUACGCGGAAGACAACCACGAUUGCUCUCUAUUGAAUCUCUAUUUACACUAGCCCACGCCCCCCUCCCCACCUCCCGCUUUCUUUUCAGACGUCAGACGUGGUUUUUUGGAAGAGACCGAUACCCGAUCGUCAUCAUGGUGCCAAAACAAAAAAAAAGUGGGGGGGGGGGGGAAAUGAAUCAAAGCAAAACAUUUAUAUUAAAAUUAGGUGCCAAGCAGGCGAAGCGACAAACAAACACAACAAAAAAAAACCAAUGCGAGCUGUGCGAAAACUGGCCGCAGCCCCUGACCCUAUCGUACCCGUACUCGUGACCUGCCCUUUUUUUUGUGGUAGCAGGCUCAACAUCCCCCCCUGAAACAUGUGUUUCUUACGUUAAAAUCCGUUGCCUCUAGGCCUCUGGGAAAGUGAUAGCAAGUGGGAAGGAGUGGGGGAGGGGAGAGAGUCUUGCCGUGGGUCGGUGGACCGGUCCGGUGGUGAUGCAACCAAUCAUUCUUAGAUCCGUAUACAUUCUUAUAUACACACAAUUAUAUAUAUAUAUUAUAUACAUAUACAUUCUAAAAUGCAAUCCAUGCAUUAAAAAACGCACCGACACCGAUGUUGUAUGUUUUCCAUGUGCCACGAUUAAGGGCGGAAAAGGAAAGCAGGGAGCGAUGUGCACUAAGAUGUGGAAUGCGCGGAAGCCGAUAAAUAACUUCGUUGCCGAUAAACGGUUCGUUGAUUGUGAAUUGAAUUAGUGUCACGAUGACGAUUUCCUAUCUUACGAGAAGACGAUGCUGAUGACGAUGAUAUGAUGUUGAUGAUGUUGAUGAUGAUAAUGAUGAUGAUAUACAAAAUAGCUAAUUACGAACUGUUGCAACCGGAAUCAAAAUGCAGAAAGAGAGAUGGAGAGAGAGAGAGAGAGAGAGAGAGAGAGAGAGAGAGAGAAAGAAAGAAAGAAAGAGUGUGGAAGGAAGCUGGAAGUAAAACAAAAUAGAAGCCAGACAAAAACGCAUAAUUAUAUGAAUCAUUCUAACAGUGUUAAUGUAAUGGGAACGUGUGAAAACCCCUCUCCUGCCAAUACCGUUUGCUUACAGAUCACUGACGGUGUGUGCGUGUGUAUGUGAGUGCGUUGUAUCGUCUAUCAGUACAAUGUUGUCUUCUUUAGCCUCCUUUAGUGACACUUGUCGUCCGUGAGUCGUGCGAGGUAACCCCGUAACUCAGCAUUUAAGCGAAGGCGAAGAGGAAGCAAGUGCAUAAGCAAGAGUUAAGUGUAGCUGGAGCCGACCGACUCCGACCACAAGGCGUCUCCAAAAAAAAAAAAAUUACAAAAAGAAAAAAAACCAACCACACCACCACCGUGUGUUUAGUCGAACCUACACAGAUCCC